Messenger RNA from Pedinophyceae sp. YPF-701, 741 nucleotides. NCBI's taxonomy places the organism in Eukaryota, Viridiplantae, Chlorophyta, Pedinophyceae. The record is from the annotation of a GenBank genome assembly.
AUGGGGAAGAAGCACGGCGGGAAGGGCAAGGCGGCGCGAAAGGGCGGGAGAGGCGACGGAGGCGGGAAGCAGAGAACGAAGGGAAGAGCGGGCAAGUCGAAGCGGCCGGAGUCACCAGAGUGCUCAUGGAGCCUCGAGGGGCAGCUCGCGCGGAUGGGCCUGCGGGUCAAGACGUGUCCCGCGGACGGGAACUGCAUGUUCCACGCGGUGGCGGACCAGCUCGAGGGCGCGGACGGCUGCGCGGGGGACGUCAGGGCGGCGGUGGUCGCGCGGUUGCGGGAGCAGAAGGAGGUGUUGCAGUUCUUCAUUGAAGACGACGAAGACUACGACGCGUACUGCGACAGGAUGGCGCGGGAGGGGCAGUGGGGCGGCCACCUCGAGCUGCAGGUGAUAUCGGAGGUGUACGGCGUCAACAUCAUCGUGCACCAGCACGGCGAGCGGCCGUGGGAGAUCCGCAACCACGAGGGGCCGGGCGUCCGGACUCUGCACCUCGCGUACGAGGGCGGCCAGCACUACGACUCCGUGCGGCUCGCAUCCGACAUGGGCACCGGCCCGGCCGAGCCGAUCCUUGCGCUCGAGCAGCGCGCCCCGGACGGUGCGGACGCCGAGGCGGUGAAGAUUCUGUGUGCAAGCACCGGGUGUGAGGACGACGCGGUGGCGGCCGCCGUGCUGGCGGAGUGCAACGGCAGCGUCGACGAGGUGCGCUGCUCCUCGACCUUGCUCCAGCAUAGCUGCCCAUAG